CUCAACUCCUCUCACCAGCUCAACCCCACUCAGCCCACACACCACCAUGACCGGCUCCUGCUGCGGCCCCAUCGUCUCCUCCCUGAGCUGUGGCGGAGGCUGCCUCCAGCCCUGUUUCUACCGCGACCCCUGCUGCUGCCGCCCCGUGUCCUGCCAGACCACCGUGAGCCGGCCCGUGACCUGCGUGCCCCGCUGCACGCGCCCCAUCUGCGAGCCCUGCCGCCGCCCAGUCUGCUGCGACCCCUGCAGCCUGCAGGAGGGCUGCUGCCGGCCCAUCACCUGCUGCCCCUCGUCCUGCCAGGCCGUGGUGUGCCGCCCCUGCUGCUGGGCCACCACGAGCUGCCAGCCCAUCUCUGUGCAGUCCCCGUGCUGCCGGCCCACCUGCUGCCGGCCCGCCCCCUGCCGCACCACCUGCCGCACCUGCAGGACCUCCCCCUGCUGUCUUAAGUCUUGCAGCAUGAAGUGGCCAAAGUCUAUAAAAGGCCUGAGUGGAACAAGCAGACCUAACUCAGAAACUUCUCCAAGCAUCCCAGCUCUCAGCCUAACCCCUGACACCAUGGCUUGCUGUUCUACUAGCUUCUGUGGAUUUCCCAUCUGUUCCACUGCUGGGACCUGUGGCUCCAGCUGCUGCCAAUCAACCUGCAGUCAGACCAGCUGCUGCCAGCCAACCUCCAUCCAGACCAGCUGCUGCCAGCCAACCUGCCUCCAGACCAGUGGCUGUGGGACCGGCUAUGGCAUUGGUGGCAGCAUUGGCUAUGGCAUUGGUGGCAGCAUUGGCUAUGGCCAGGUGGGCAGCAGUGGAGCUGUGAGCAGCCGCACCAGAUGGUGCCGCCCUGACUGCCGCGUGGAGGGCACCAGCCUGCCUCCCUGCUGUGUGGUGAGCUGCACAUCCCCAUCCUGCUGCCAGCUGCACUAUGCCCAGGCCUCCUGCUGCCGCCCAUCCUACUGUGGGCAGUCCUGCUGCCGCCCAGCCUGCUGCUGCCAGCCCACCUGCACUGAGCCCAUCUGUGAGCCCACCUGCUGCCAACCCAUCUGUUAAAAACCUUCUGAUGGAAAUCCUAAGACCAUGGCACUUCAAAAUUAGCCAAUUAGAGUCCCAACAAACUUCUAAGCACCAGUAUCCAUAACCCAGCCUACCACCUCAUGUCACAAGGGCUACAUAAUUUCCCUAAUGUGGAAAUUGAUUUAUAAUAAAAAACCAAAAAUAUUUCAUAGCUCUGUAUAUCAACAGAAGUCCUACAGUGUGAAAAGAAAUGUGUAAUACUUUACUAUAAACAUCUUCUGAAAUGUUUCAACAACUCA
Messenger RNA from Odocoileus virginianus texanus, 1302 nucleotides. The record is from RefSeq and is a predicted model, not a curated record. NCBI's taxonomy places the organism in Eukaryota, Metazoa, Chordata, Mammalia, Artiodactyla, Cervidae.